Messenger RNA from Cucumis melo (muskmelon), 1788 nucleotides. RefSeq lists its product as uncharacterized. The transcript is spliced from 5 exons. The record is from RefSeq and is a predicted model, not a curated record. The coding region runs from base 142 to 1788 and encodes 548 amino acids. NCBI's taxonomy places the organism in Eukaryota, Viridiplantae, Streptophyta, Magnoliopsida, Cucurbitales, Cucurbitaceae.
GUUCUAUCAGUGAUAUGUUUCUAUCAGCUUGAAGGAUGUUUUACUUUGUUUAUGUUGGAUUGUUAUUAUAUGUUUGUAUCACUGAUAUGUUUGGGGGAUGUUUAGUUCAUUGGGUUGAUGUGUUUGUUGUAAUUUUAAUAGAUGGAUAAGAAAAAAAAUAUUAUGGAAAGCGAACCAAAUGAAAAAUGUGCAAAAAGAGUCUCAACACAUGAAGCUUCAUCAAGCAAAAAGAAGAUAAAAAAAGAGAAGGGAAAACAAUUAAUUAUUCCCAAAGAAAUGUGGAAGUCAACCUUAAGAAUCACUGUGUACUGUAAUCUACAAACUUCUGACCAUAUUAUCGAAAGUUUAUCACCUAGUUGUCUAGACUUGUUUAAAGAAGGACCAUUUGGGCACUUGUUAAAUUUAAAAAUGACAAAAAUACCUUUACAACUAUUAGCACACUUGAUUAGAAGACAAUGUGUCUCAACGGACAACAAUGUUCUUCUUUUCAACAUCGAAGGUAACAUUGUGGAGUUUGGACUGCGAGAUUUUUGUUUGAUUACAGGAUUAAAUUGUGGUGAAUAUCCUAUAGAAGAUGUUUUAGAUGCAACGGAAGAAAAUGAGUCUAUGGUUAAACAAUUGUUUUUUAGAAAUAACACUUCCAUUAGUAGACAAGAAUUGAAGACUGCUUUUAACUAUCACUGUAAAUACUGCACCGAUGAAGAAGAGCUAGUAAAAUUAGCCAACCUUUACUUCUUGUACAAUGUUUUAAUUCCUAAACAAAAUCACAAUAUGUUGGAUUUAAAACAUGUAAAGAUGUUGGAUGAUAAAGAGAAGUUUAGGAAUUAUCCUUGGGGAAGGUUGUGCUUCAGUCUUACAAAGCAAUUCAUUCAAAAUGCGGUGAAAUCCAAAAGAAAGUCUAAGAACUUAGAAACAGAAUCUAAAGCGUGUGCCUUUCUACAAGGCUUCCCUAUGGUUCUAGCUUACUGGGCAUACGAAAUACUUCCUCAACUUGCUAGUGGGUAUGUGACAAGAAUAGGGAAAGGGUGUCCAAGAAUAUUAAAUUGGGAAUCCAGUGAACAACUCGAUUGGCAAGAUCUUGAAGAUAACAUCUUUCUGGAAAAAAAUCUAUCUGUGGUCCCCAUUGUUGCAUCAGAAGAAGAAAUGAAAUCUGAGUACUUCAGAUAUUUUUUGGAAUUAGAAAAUGAUAAAUUGGAUGAAGAAGCAUGUGCUAUGAAGGAAAGCAAUAUGGCAAAAAGAAUAUCUUCUUUACAUGAAGAUAUUCAAGAUUUAAAAAAACAGCACAAAGAAGAUUUAGAGUGCUUGAAGAAGGGACAAGAGGAGAUUGUUCGUUUGUUACUUUCAUUGACAGAAGUGGUAAAUCAAAGACUUUCGCACAAAUGUGAAAGUGAAAAACAAUCUCAAGAGCCCUUGGAAAAGAAUCCUCCUCCACCAAUAAGUUUAGAAAUGAUUGAUGCUGAUGUUGAUAAAGAGAAAGAGAUUGAAGAUAAUGAGGAAACCGAGGAAGAUGAUAAUCAUCGUGAAAAUAAGUCAAAAAUGGUGCAUGACACAUCAAACAAAGUGAAGGUUGUUCAAGAAAAGGCAAAAGUGAAAAUUAUGGAAAUAGCGACGAAUAUUGAAAAAGCUAGGCCGAAGAGACAACCUAAACCAUCAAAGAAAGUGUUGGAGAAUGUGAAAGAACAAAAGAAUGUAAGAGGCAAGAAGAAUGAUUCUCCAAAACCAACAAGAUAUUCUCCUAGAAUAAGGGAUCUAGCACCUAGUUUUGAUUUGCAAAUCUCUCAAUUAUAA